Limanda limanda (common dab) is the source of this 603-nucleotide messenger RNA. RefSeq names its product achaete-scute family bHLH transcription factor 1a (gene ascl1a). The transcript has a single exon. Gene Ontology annotation, biological process: regulation of neurogenesis; sensory organ development; positive regulation of transcription by RNA polymerase II. Gene Ontology annotation, cellular component: RNA polymerase II transcription regulator complex. Gene Ontology annotation, molecular function: protein dimerization activity; RNA polymerase II transcription regulatory region sequence-specific DNA binding; DNA-binding transcription factor activity, RNA polymerase II-specific. NCBI's taxonomy places the organism in Eukaryota, Metazoa, Chordata, Actinopteri, Pleuronectiformes, Pleuronectidae. The record is from RefSeq and is a predicted model, not a curated record. The coding region runs from base 1 to 603 and encodes 200 amino acids.
AUGGACUUCACGGCCAAGAUGGAGAUUAGCCUCAGCCAGCAGCAGCUCCUGCCGCCCGCCUGCUUCUUCUCCUCCGCGCCGGCGCAGAGCCUCCAGCUGAGCCCGGGCGGCAGCAGCCAGCACAGCGGGAGGUCCGGCUCCAAGGGGCCGAAGAGGCAGCGCUCCACCUCCCCGGAGCUGCUGCGCUGCAAGAGGAGACUCAACUUCGCCGGCUUCGGCUACUCCCUCCCGCAGCAGCAGCCGCACGCCGUGGCGCGCAGGAACGAGAGGGAGCGGAACCGGGUGAAGCUGGUCAACAACGGGUUCGCGACCCUGAGGGAGCACGUUCCCAACGGAGCCGCCAACAAGAAGAUGAGCAAGGUGGAGACGCUGCGCUCCGCGGUGGAGUACAUCCGAGCCCUGCAGCAGCUGCUGGACGAGCACGACGCGGUGAGCGCAGCCUUCCAGUCCGGGGUCCUGUCGCCCGGCAUGUCGCAGGGAUACUCCACCGACAUGAACUCCAUGGCAGGUUCCCCGGUGUCCUCCUACUCAUCUGACGAGGGCUCCUACGACGCCCUGAGUCCAGAGGAGCAGGAACUGCUGGACUUCGCCAACUGGUUCUGA